Messenger RNA from Drosophila bipectinata, 1910 nucleotides. RefSeq names its product DDB1- and CUL4-associated factor 11. Gene Ontology annotation, biological process: proteasome-mediated ubiquitin-dependent protein catabolic process. Gene Ontology annotation, molecular function: protein binding. The record is from RefSeq and is a predicted model, not a curated record. Gene Ontology annotation, cellular component: Cul4-RING E3 ubiquitin ligase complex. Lineage: Eukaryota; Metazoa; Arthropoda; Insecta; Diptera; Drosophilidae.
UUUAUGGGAAAACAGCCAAGUUGUCAACACAAGUUGUGUUCAAUAACAAGAGGAAAACGCAAAAUAAUAUUAUGGGGAAUCAACUUGGGUUUUAUAUUAGCAGCGAUGACGAGGAUGCAUUUGAUACUUCGGACAGUGAACUAGGCCUAAACGUGAUCAAUUUUGCAGUGAAUGCCAUGGACAUGGAGCUGCGAUCUCCGUGCUAUCACUCAAACGACCUGCCAGUUAUUAGAAACAAACCCAAUCUGGAGAAAUUUCAGAACACUGACAUAUAUAAAGAGAUAAGGGCCUCUAGUGGCCUUGUAAGCACAAACGCUGUCGAAAGCUGGAAUCUGGUGCGUGCCCUUCAGCAGCGAGAGAAUGGGCUGGCAGCUCCCCGCAACUCUUCGUUUUCAGACAACCAAAAGCGAUACAUCUCUAAUAUGUAUAUACCAAAUAAGAAGUCGCAGCGCCUGAUGUCGCUGGACUCCAAAGUGUUUGUGACCAAGUUCAAUCGCACUGGCAGUAAGCUGCUGACCGCAUGCCAAGAUGGCUUUGUGCGCAUCUAUGACGGCGCUAAGGGAACAUACCACCUUCUGAAUCGCAUUCGUGCCCGAGAUGUCGAGUGGAGCAUCAUUGACGCUGACUUCAGCCCGAAUGGCCAGCACUUUGCCUAUAGCACCUGGUCCCGAUCAUUUUUCAUAAUGCCCGUAAAUGGAAAUGAGGACGACUGCCAGUGGAUCGACGUCAACGGUCUGCCAAACCAUCGCCUGGCCAUAUUCUCGCUGCGCUACUCGCCCACGGGUGACAAGCUCAUCGGCGGAAGCAACAACGCCAUGAUCAUUGUGACCGACAUUCGCACACGAAAUACUCAAAUCUUGCGCACCCACCGUAUGCCUGGCACGGACGUGAACUGUGUCAGCUUUCUGCAUGACAAGGACCCCAAUGUGAUAGUCGCAGGCUGCGACGAUGGCCUGAUUAAAGUUUAUGACUUGCGUACCUCGUUUCGGUCACGAGAGCUCUCAAAGUCUGUCGCAUCCUUUAUUGGGCACUUUGAUGGCGUGACCUACAUUGACUCGCGUAACGAUGGCUACCAUGUGCUAUCGAAUUCCAAAGACCAAAGCAUUAAGAUCUGGGACAUGAGGCAGCCCGGCAACCUGCGCAACCGCAGCCGUGCCAGGCAGCAGCAGCUAGACCUCGCCAUGUGGGACUAUCGCUGGAAUCGUGUUCCACGAGAAUUUUAUAAUCCGCACAAAGCUCUUGAAGGAGACUCGAGUAUUAUGACUUAUCGCGGUCAUAGGGUUACCAAAACGUUACUCCGGGCCAAGUUCUCGCCCCUAGAGCAGACUGGUCAACGCUAUAUAUACACAGGCUGUGCCACUGGACGUAUUAUAAUUUACGAUGUGCUAACUGGUAAGAUUAAAGAGGCUAUAGAGGGACAUAGGAAUGUGAUAAGAGAUCUGGACUGGCAUCCGGACCGAGCGGAGAUCGUGUCUGGAUCGUGGGACACACAUGUGCACUUGAACAACUUUAGUCGCAGCAACGCGAAUCGCCUGGCGAAACCGGACAAGAGGCCGCUGCGUCGGUCACGUCGCUUGGCGAAUCGCAAUUUAUCGCCGGACUAAUGUUUACGUUAACGUAUUUCGUAAUUAGCGCCUAAGACCCCUUAAGAUUACCUGUUAGAAUGGACAGAGUACAUUACAUUCAUUGAGAAACCACUUGCGCAGGCGAGCGAGUUGGGCUCCAUCUUGGUUCUAUGAAGAAGACUGAAGACAAUGGAACAGUUUAAAGGUUUUUGUUCAGUUUAAUUAAUUUGUUACACAUUAAAAUGUAAACCAAGAAGCUUACCAACUACCUACACUAAGUUGUUUAUGUACAAAACAAUCAUUAUAAGAAUCACGUUGAAUUAUAUUUCGUUUGCUAAAACUAUA